AUGCAGGCUUUGGGGAAUAACCCGUGCGAUGGUAUGGUGAUGAGAGAUGGAGAAGGUCAGAACAUUCACAACAAGAUGAUUCCUUCAGCCAACCUUACUAUGGUUACUGAGUUCCUGUUGCUGGGCUUCUCCAACCUCCAGGAGAAACAGCUUAUACUUUUCCCAGUGUUCCUCUGUCUUUAUCUGCUCAUUCUAAGUGGGAACAUCACCACAGUGACUGCUAUCCGCCUGGAACACAGGCUCCACACCCCAAUGUAUUACUUCCUGACUGUCCUUUCUGUCUCUGAGACCUUCUAUACCAUUGUCAUCUUGCCCAAAAUGCUCCUCAACCUCCUCUCUGUGCUCAGGACCAUCUCCUUCACUAAUUGUGCCGUCCAGAUGUUUUUCUUCCUCGGCUUUGCUGUCACCAACUGCCUGCUGCUUGGGGUGAUGGGUUAUGACCGCUAUGCUGCUAUUUGCCAUCCUCUCCGCUACCCAGUUCUCAUGAGCUGGCGUGUGUGUGGGCAGCUGUCAGUUUUUUGUGGCAUUGCAGGUUUCCUUCUCUCACUAAUUAUGGUUAAUUUGGUCUUUAGUCUUCCCUUUUGUAAUUCCAACAAAAUCAACCACUACUUCUGUGACAUCUCACCUGUCAUUCGGCUUGCCUGCACAGACUCAGACACUCAUGAGUUUGUCAUCUUCAUCCUUGGAGCCCUUGUGCUUGUGGUUCCCUUUUCCUUCAUCUGCAUUUCCUAUAUUUCUAUAUUGAGAACCAUCCUGAAAAUUCCCUCAAUGGAGGGGAAGAAGAAGGCUUUCUCCACCUGUGCUUCUCAUCUUACUGUGGUCAUUAUUCACUAUGGCUGUGCCUCCUUCAUCUACCUGAGACCCACAGCCAGUUACAUCUCUAACAAGGACCGCCUGGUCACAGUGACAUACACUAUCGUUACACCUCUGUUGAAUCCAAUAGUGUAUAGUCUAAGGAAUAAGGAUGUACAACUGGCCAUCAGAAAAGUGCUGGUCCAGAAAUUUUGCCUAAAUUGA
Monodelphis domestica (gray short-tailed opossum) is the source of this 1017-nucleotide messenger RNA. Its product is annotated as olfactory receptor 10R2-like. The record is from RefSeq and is a predicted model, not a curated record. Gene Ontology annotation, biological process: G protein-coupled receptor signaling pathway. Gene Ontology annotation, molecular function: olfactory receptor activity; G protein-coupled receptor activity. NCBI's taxonomy places the organism in Eukaryota, Metazoa, Chordata, Mammalia, Didelphimorphia, Didelphidae. Gene Ontology annotation, cellular component: membrane.